Molecule: messenger RNA, 2948 nt
Organism: Choloepus didactylus (southern two-toed sloth)
Lineage: Eukaryota; Metazoa; Chordata; Mammalia; Pilosa; Megalonychidae
Product: zinc finger protein 596-like
Exons: 6
Coding region: 173-1681 (502 amino acids)
Biological process (GO): regulation of transcription by RNA polymerase II
Molecular function (GO): DNA-binding transcription factor activity; RNA polymerase II cis-regulatory region sequence-specific DNA binding
Source: RefSeq, a predicted model, not a curated record
GAAUACACAAAUACAUGACUAUACAGGGAACCAUGAAUUGUUUACUUUUGACAGAAUGUGUGGUGAGUGAGCAAAACCAUCCUAAAAAAACAAACAGCAUUGAACAUUUAUUGCUCAGAGUGUCUGAGAGUGGAAAACCAGAGGAAGACGGUUGGUGGCAGAACUAUUGACAAUGCAAACACUGGAAUCAGUGACCUUCAAUGAUGUAUCUAUAGACUUUGAUGCAGAAGAGUGGGCCUUGAUGGAUAAAGCCCAGAGAAACUUGUUCAGACAUGUUAUGCUGGAGAUUAUCAGUCAUCUGGUGUCAGUGGGGUAUCAGCUCUGCAAAUCAGAAGUGGUUUCCCAGUUGGAACAAGGAGAGGAACUGUGGAGGGGAGGAUUAGGAUUUCUCCAAGGACAAAGUACAAUUAUUUCAGGCAGACAAGAAGACCACAGAGAAGAAGAAAUGAUAACCAUGCCAUAUAUCUGCAAUAAGGACAAAUAUAUCAUCCAGUCAAAGCAACAGAUUUCUACCAUUGGAGAGGAUCCCAUUGAGAGUAAUCAUUUGGGAGAAGAUUUAAUUCACUCCAUAUUGACUGACAUGGAAACAAAGCCCUAUGUAAAUGAACAUUUUCAAAAAGUUAUCAAUUAUCAGUCAUUCUUUACUAGACAUAAGGAAAUUCAGUCUGGACAUAAUUUGUAUGAUUAUCAUCAAUUUGUAAAACCCUUUAGAAAUAUUUCUGCCCUUAGACAGUAUGAGAGAACUUGCACUGGAGAGAAAUCAUAUGUCUGCCAUCUAUGUGGGAAAUACUUCAGUCAAUAUUGUAACCUUAUGGAACAUGAGAGAACUCACAUUGGGGAGAAAGCAUAUAUCUGCCAUCAAUGUGGGAAAAUGUUCACCGAUAGUUCAAAGCUCAGAGUACAUGUGAGAACUCACAGUGGGGAGACACCAUACCUCUGCCAUUUAUGUGGGAAGUCCUUCAAUAUAAGUGCUAACCUUAGGCAACAUGAGAGAACUCACACUGGGGAGAAACCGUAUGUCUGCAAUUUAUGUGGGAAAUCUUUCAGUCAAAGUGGUAACCUUAGACAACAUGGGAGAACUCACACUGGGGAGAAACCAUACAUCUGCCAUCUGUGUGGGAAAUCCUUCAAUCAAAGUGGUAACCUUAGGCAACAUGAGAGAACUCACACAGGGGAGAAACCAUACGUCUGCCAUCUAUGUGGGAAGUCCUUCAGUCUAAGUGAUAAGUUUAGGCAGCAUGAGAGAACUCACACUGGGGAGAAACCAUAUGCCUGCCAUCUAUGUGGGAAAUCCUUCAGUCAGAGUGGUAGCCUUAGGAUACAUGAGAGAACUCACACUGGGGAGAAACCAUAUGUCUGCCGUUUGUGUGGGAAAUCCUUCCGUGAAAGUUGUAAACUUAAGCAACAUGAGAGAACUCACACUGGGGAGAAACCAUAUGUCUGCCAUCUAUGUGGGAAAUCUUUCAGUCAAUGUGGUAGCCUGAGGGGACAUGAGAGAACUCACACUGGGGAGAAACCAUAUGUCUGCCAUUUGUGUGGGAAAUCCUUCCAUCAAAGUUGUAAACUUAGGCAACAUGAGAGAACUCACACUGGAGAGAAGUCAUAUAUAUGCCAUCUAUGUGGAAAAGAUUUCCCUAGUAAUUCUAACUUUAUACAACAUAUGAGAACUCACACUGGGUAGAAACCAUACAUCUGCCAUCUAUGUAUGAAAUCCUUAAGUCAAUAUGGUAUCUGUAAUAACAUGAGAAAGCUUACACUGGGGAGAAACCAUAUAUCUGCCAUUUAUGAGGAAAUCCUCAUGUCACUGUGGUACCCUUAGGCAACUUAGGAGAACUCACACUGGGAAGAAACCAUAUGACAGCUUUCUUUCAGGAAAGACUUCACUGAUAGAGUGAUCCCCAGACAACAUGAGAUAGUUAACAUUGGGGAGAAAUGUCUGUGAUCUCUGGGGGAAACCAUUAUACAUAAUUCUGCCACUAGGAGCAUCAUGGAACUCAAUAAAUAUGUUGUGUAUAUGGAAGAGUUUUCAGACACACCUACUAACUUUAAAAACUAAAAACUCACACAGGAGUGUCAUCAAUGUCUAAAUUCCUUUAUUUACAAUGUAUCCUUAAAUAACAUGAUUGCACUAUCCUGGGAGGAAAAGUAUCUAAUUAUCUAUAAUGGAUUUCAGCUGAGUCCAGCAUUUGUGUAUGCAAGCAUAGCUCAGAGUAGGAAUAACUCCAAAACCAGAAAACUGGAUAGGAAAGAUAUUAUCAGUAGGAGGAAACUCAGAGAACUUUAGGAAAUCAUCAUUGGUGGAAUAAUUACUCAAUGGAGAAAUGUGUGAAAUCCUUUUCUUACAGAGCAAUGUGUCAAAUAUAUGUGAAGUUUCCCAUUUUAUAAAAUAUUCUCUGUAUAUGUAUAGAAUGAAUAAAAGUCUCUGGUGGCUUUGAAUUUAUUCCUUAAAGUUUAAUUUCUCAUAAUGAGGAAAUGUCAACACUAAAAUCAAAUGAAAAAAAGGUUCACCUGGAGUUCACAUCAGAAAUAUCAGACACAGAAAAACAUCUAAAAUGAAUGCUUUACAACACAAUUCAGCCAUGUAUUCAGAGUUUUUCCUAGCAAACCAUUAAUGAGAACCAAAUUAAGAUGUAGGAUUGUGAAGUGAUCUGGGAGUGCUGAAUGCAGAAUUUUGUAAUGAGUUGUAGGCAAGGAUAUCAAUUUUUUUCUCAAUGUUCUUGCAAAUACUUAUGAAGUAAAAGCUGUAGCUAAAUAUUCUAUAAUGUCCAGCUUCCAUGUUUUCACAGAAAUCUAAACAUAAAUAUAAUGACUGUUAAACCAGAGAACUGUGAAUGUUAACAGAAGAAUGUACAGACCAAGAUUAUGUGUCAUAAAUGUUAUAUAAUCUGAACAGUUAUGAAUACAGCAAUAAUGGACAGAAUAUAAAUAAAUAGAUAACUUUGGGUUCA